Arabidopsis lyrata subsp. lyrata is the source of this 1168-nucleotide messenger RNA. RefSeq names its product probable 3-hydroxyisobutyrate dehydrogenase-like 1, mitochondrial. The record is from RefSeq and is a predicted model, not a curated record. NCBI's taxonomy places the organism in Eukaryota, Viridiplantae, Streptophyta, Magnoliopsida, Brassicales, Brassicaceae. Bases 22 to 1026 code for a protein of 334 amino acids. Gene Ontology annotation, molecular function: NADP binding; NAD binding; oxidoreductase activity. The transcript has a single exon.
AUCAAUCACCACAGAAACUCAAUGCCACUACUCCUCCGUCGAUUUCUCUCUCCCUCCGUCGUCUCCUCCUUCUUCCUCCGUCGCUCAAUGGCUUCCUCAUCAAUCUCCUCUGAUCCCAUCACUCCAUCAAACACCAAAAUCGGAUGGAUCGGAACCGGAGUCAUGGGCCGAUCAAUGUGUGGACACUUAAUCAAAGCCGGUUACACCGUCACCGUCUUCAAUCGAACCAUCUCCAAAGCUCAAACUCUCAUCGACAUGGGAGCAAACCUCGCUGACUCACCAAACUCAGUCGCUUCUCAAUCCGACGUCGUUUUCACCAUCGUUGGUUAUCCUUCCGAUGUCCGUCAUGUCCUUCUCGAUCCAAAGUCCGGAGCUUUAUCUGGUCUCCAACAAGGAGGUGUUCUCGUUGAUAUGACUACUUCAGAGCCUUCUUUAGCUGAGGAGAUAGCUAAAGCUGCUUCCUUUGAGAAUUGUUUCUCAAUAGACGCUCCGGUCUCAGGUGGAGAUUUAGGAGCUAAGAAUGGGAAGUUAUCUAUAUUCGCCGGAGGAGAUGAAACCACCGUGAAACGUUUAGAUCCGUUGUUUUCGUUAAUGGGUAAAGUCAACUUCAUGGGAACAAGUGGGAAAGGUCAAUUUGCGAAGUUGGCUAAUCAGAUUACAAUUGCUUCGACUAUGUUAGGACUUGUGGAAGGUUUGACUUAUGCUCAUAAAGCUGGACUUGAUGUUAAGAAGUUUCUUGAAGCGAUUUCUACUGGAGCUGCUCGUUCUAAGUCUAUAGAUUUGUAUGGAGAUAGGAUUCUGAAGAGGGAUUUUGAUCCAGGGUUUUAUGUGAAUCAUUUUGUGAAAGAUUUAGGGAUUUGUUUGAAUGAAUGUCAGAGGAUGGGAUUGGCUUUGCCUGGUUUAGCUCUUGCUCAACAGCUUUACUUGUCUCUUAAGGCACAUGGUGAAGGUGGUCUUGGUACUCAAGCUCUUAUCUUGGCUCUUGAGCGUCUCAACAAUGUCUCUGUUCAACCAUCUGUCUCUUGAUUUAGGUUCUUGCACUUUCUGUUAUGUGUGUGUUGGAGAUUUUAUGUUGUUCUGGAGAAAAGAUUUGAACUUUUGUGUACCCAUUUGUUGCUAGAACAUGAUAUAUGUUGAUCUGGAGAAAAGAUUUAAACUUUUAUGUACA